CUCUUGUUUUAUUUUGGCGUGUCCGCUAUUGGACAGGCAUUACUGGAAUACUACGCGAUGCUUGGAAAGGACGGUUACAAGGACACGCUCGCGAUCGUGUCAAAGAUGAACGCCGACAAUAUCUUUUGGAAACGCGAGGUAGCCGUGUACGAUUACCUCCUCUUUGCGCUCAGUCAUAUCUCCGGAAACGAAUCUCGCGCCAACAGGAUUAUCGAGGACAUGCUCGCGAAUGAUCUCGUUCCACGGGAGGAGACCAUGAAGGCCGCAAUCCUGUGUGCGGCACGAUCGGGUGACUUGGAGGCUUGCUCACGGUAUAUUCGGAGGAUGCAUGAGGAAUGGAACUUGACGAUUUCGGAACGGAUGAAGGCCAUCCUGCUGUAUGCUUGCGCGAAGCGUGGAGAUUUCGAGGGCGCGCUUGAGAUACUGGGACAGCUCGGUCGGGCGGGCACGUUGGUCCAUUCGGAGCAGCGGCCUGUAAGAUCGACGAUGGCGACGGCGACAACGCAGAUGGCAAAGAAGGAGGUGGAGAAGUUGCUGAGGGAGCGGGAUGUGGUCGACAACUCGAAUGUGCUCAUGGCGCUGAUUAACCAGACGCAUGCGCGAAGAGGACAUGGGCAGCAGCUGACUCAGGAGUACGUCAAGGAGGAGGUGUCGAAGGUUUUGGAGCUGUUCACAGUGAUGACGAGGGAUUCGAAGCAGGUCGAUACACAGUUGUACACGAUCAUGAUGCAGUACCUCUCGACGUUGCCGUCGCCGUUGCCGGGGAUGAUCUACCUAUACAGGGAGAUGCAUUCGUCCGAGAAGGCCAAGCCGAAUUAUGUGACGUACCGGAUCAUGCUCGAGGCGUGUGCGGAGCAUAUGGACAUGGAUCUAGCGAAGCAGUUGUGGAAGGAUAUGGAGGCGGCUAGGAUCGUGAAGGAUUGUCGGGUGCGCGCGAGUUUUGUCAAGGGCUGGGGACGGACCGGGCAUCUGAAGACGGCGGAGCGGUAUACGCAGGAAGGGAUGAUUGCGCAGAGGGCGAUCGAGAAGGAGAGGAUACAGUAUCAGGUUGGGUUCGUGGUCAGGAACAAGCGCAGGCGCGAGCAAGGGCUGCCGAUCCUGGAAAAGAUGCCGAGAUUGCCGCGACGACAGCGUAUAACGGGCGAGAUGAUUGAUCUGGGAGUAUUGCAUGAGCUGAUGAGGGCGAAUCGGCAGCAUAAUCAGCCGGAGAGGGUGUAUGAGUUGUAUCGGGAAAUCGAUGCAGGCGAAUGGGGUAGGAAGAUCCGGCCAAAUGAAUUUACGCUAUCGAUUGUGUUGGGCGCCUGUGCGUCUGGCACUACGGCGACGGAGCUGGUGGAUCGAGGGAUUGAACUCAUGGACGGGUAUUUCAACCAUCAAAGAUAUGGAUUUAGCGGUCAUACUGCUCCUGAUGGUAGUGCUCCCGAUGAGAUGCCGGACCGUGUUCUCGAUCACGGCCACGGCAGUGACAAUGGCGACGAUGAUGAAGACAAGAGUGAAGCUGGCCGGGAUCGACAGCUUGAAUUACUUGGCUCGGAGACGAUGCCCCGAAAGCAUUUUGCGCCAGGCGAAGGAGGCGUAAAGACUCGACUGCUAUCGGAUGUGAACUACCAGCUGUAUUUUGCGAUGCUGGGACGACACCAUCGACAGCGCAAGAUGGUGGAAGUGUGGGACGAGAUGAUGGAGACGGUUGAGAAGCCGCCGUCGCAUCUGACUGUGAGCCUUGUGACGGAAGCACUGGAGAACGUACAGUGGGGAGCUGGACCGAUCAAGCGGCUGCAGAGGCAGUUGCGAGAGAAGUGGCCAAAGGUCGAUUGGGAUGGAGCUAAGAGAGGCAAGAGACUUGGCGGUGCAUCAGGGGCAGGUGGAGGAGAGGGCGAGGAAGGGUAUGAGGAUGAUUCUGUGGGUGCAGGUGGGCGGUUUUGGAAGUGAGCGAGUCUCUAUGGGGGACAGGACACCGGAGGAAAGCACAGGAG
This is a messenger RNA of Gamsiella multidivaricata, 1973 nucleotides long. RefSeq lists its product as uncharacterized. NCBI's taxonomy places the organism in Eukaryota, Fungi, Mortierellomycota, Mortierellomycetes, Mortierellales, Mortierellaceae. The record is from RefSeq and is a predicted model, not a curated record. Bases 58 to 1929 code for a protein of 623 amino acids. Gene Ontology annotation, molecular function: protein binding. The transcript has a single exon.